Messenger RNA from Penicilliopsis zonata CBS 506.65, 2976 nucleotides. RefSeq lists its product as hypothetical. Gene Ontology annotation, biological process: protein localization to phagophore assembly site; mitophagy; autophagosome assembly. Lineage: Eukaryota; Fungi; Ascomycota; Eurotiomycetes; Eurotiales; Aspergillaceae. Bases 1 to 2976 code for a protein of 991 amino acids. Gene Ontology annotation, cellular component: cytosol; extrinsic component of membrane; Atg1/ULK1 kinase complex. The transcript is spliced from 3 exons. The record is from RefSeq and is a predicted model, not a curated record.
AUGCAUCAACAUCCCCGGUCCCCAGCGCCUACGGCGCCCGGCUUUCCUUCCAGGUCGAAGCAGACCUACCCGAGUGCCCACAGGGAACAGGUCUCCGAGCCGAGUCCAGACACGAGGACCAGUAGUACUGCCAGAGGUUUGGGGAUCGACACGGGAGCAGAGCCGCAGGACCAGAGUCAGAAGACUACAGCCCCUGGCAAAGAUGCUAUUGUCAAGCUGAACCAGAUCGUAUCGAAUUAUCAUACCAAAGCGGCCUUGAUCAUCCUUCAUUCCCGAGUCGAGCUUCCUCCUGCAUUCGCUAAAGGUUCGACCACUCCCAAAGUUAAUCGCUGGUUCAACGUCGAGUUGGAUGAUACAGAUGUUCUACGGGAACCCCUGAAGGUCUGGAGAUCCUGUGAUACCAUAGAGAAUCGGCCGCCGCCUUUGAUAGUCGAAACGUAUCUGGACGCCAAGGGGCUCACAAAUAAUCAAACCCUCGUCAUCCUGGAUGAGAAUGGCAAGCGGUGGGAUGUUCUCGAAUCGUUGGCAGCUUCCCAGACUGCUCGACAUCCCAACCAGGACGAAGUCAUCCUGGAGCGCUGGAAGGUCGAACUGGGAGACUCCUCGAAACCGCUGCCAAGUGACUUGGGCGCCAUCUUACCGACCGUCUACAAGAAGAGCAUCGUUCUAUUCCGCUCACUGUUCACCUACUCCAAGUUCCUACCGGCCUGGAAGUUCACCAAACGCAACGGAAAGGUGCGAGCGAAUCCCGCCCUUCGCAUCCGAUACCGAAUCUUGAAUGGGAGCGCCCCCCCGGCGCCCUCCCACCUCGAUACCUUGACAGUGCCCCUGCACGAGACAAGCGGCAAGGUGGUCGAGACCUAUAGCUUCGGCGUCACCGACUCGCCUGCCGGUCCGUUCUCUGUUGAGGUCACCUACCGUACCAGUUGUGACUUCCGUGUUGAUGAUUCGGAAGCCCUGCUGAGUUCGCGCUUCAUGGGCGCCGAUGACGAGAUCUUCCGCCCCUCCCUCCCUGCCGCUCACACAGACAUCAGACCGCCACCACCUAACACAGAAUCUGGAUCACUCCCGAUCGAGAAGAAAACCGUCGAGAAUCCAGAUCGCGCUCAGGCCUAUGGGAGCUUAUCAACCUUUCACCAGGUCGGCCCGACUACAGGAGCGAGCCCCAUCUCUGCCCUACGAGCAGCUCGGGACUCGAGAGCCUCCUCCCCCUCUCCGUCUGGUUCGCCGUCUCGACGACUGCUGCCGGCCGCCAAAGUUGGACCCGCUGGCCGGGCCGCUGUGUUGGCGGGAGAGGGUAACCUCGCCAUUGGUCGUCGUCCCUCAAUCUCUUUCCAACCCUUCAAGGCUCCUCCGCUCUCUGCAUCCCCGUCACUGGUAGAUCCCCCACCGCUAGGUGUGUCGCCACGUACCGGAUCGGUCCGUACACCCAUCAGUACCUCAUCAGACUCGCGAACCGUCAACAUGGCCGCCUCCGCCCGUAGGCCGCUCUCCAUGGUUGACGCCAUCCCAUCCUCCAAUUCGGCAUCCCCCAAGCCGGCCCCUAUCUCGCGGUACAGCAGCUCGUUCAGCCAUCGCCGGGGGCGUCCAUCCUCGGGAAAUGUGAACCGGAUCGAGGACGACAAUUCCAGCGGCAAGGCCAGUGCUUCCUCUAGCGCCCACCCAGGAUCGGGUCUGCUGGCCGCCGACCCGACGGGAACCAGCGCCGAGUCCAUCCAUGCGGACGAUGAAAAUAUCUCCGACUUUCUCAAGAUGUUGGAUCUGCGCAAGGACCUAUUGAAUCCCACCACAUCCACGGCCCUCGAUGCCACGGCCCGCCGAACGACCGCGGCGCUAACGCGGUUCCAGCGCAUGCGGGACUCCAAUGCCGCCCUCUCAGACUCCAUGUCAUCGUCUAUGCACCUCCGUUCUUCUACCACCUCCAGCAAACAGCUCUCCGGCGUUCCUCCCAUGGUCGCCGGUACCUCAGUCUCCACGGCCUCUUCCCCCGGCAAGCCCAUCUCCCCUCAUACCCCUCACACCCCUGCGAUCCCUUCUCGAUUGAGUUCCAACAGCAUCGUCGAGUACGAUCGCGACCCCCGUGGUAAUCGACUGGUCCACGAUGAGCAGGAUUCGUCGCUGGAAGGGAACCCCAGUGACGAGACCACGGGCGAACGCAACUCCUCCGCCGCCAAUGCCAUUGAUAUCCCUACCUCGCCCCGUCCAUUUGCACCCCCUUACCGUCGGUCCAGCUCCGUCGCGCAACGACGCUGCACAGCGACCGCCGAUGAGGACGAUAUCUUCCCGUUCGGUAUGCGCAGCGUCAGUCUCGGCGCGGGAGAACGUUCCCACCUGAGCCUGAGCGCCUUGCUCCGCCAGCAGGAAUACGAUAACGCCACUGCCCCGACGGAGGAGCCUCCGCCGCGAGAGUCGCAUUCACCCUUGACCGUCGCCCGGCCAUCGUACCGGGAGGAGUCCAGAUCCUCGCAGCGCGGGGGCAAUGGCGGCAGCACCCUUCCCGGCCCGACGGCAGCCUCAUCCUCGUCCAAUCCUUCUGGUUACCAGCCGCGAUUCGCCUCCUUUCGUGGUCGGGGAUCCUCUGGCGGACCGCACUCUCUCAGCUCUGCCUCGAGUAGUCUGGCGCGUGGACACGCCCUCCCGCCUCAUCUAGCGGACCGGGAGUCCCACGACCGGGACGGCAGCGGAAGCAACAGCGGCAACAAUUCUUCCACCAUGGAAGCUCGCCGCGGCUCUGGCCAGCGGGCCGGGUCUGGGCGAAUCUACGCCGCCUCAACGAAUGCCUUUGACGAGGAGGAGCCCCUGCUCUUCGCCAUGAGCGAUUUUGGGGUCUCCCGGCGGAGCUUGGAAGAGAACCGUCACAGCAGCGCCGAGACAACCACCACCACCACCACCACAGGCUCAAACAACCAGGCCACUUCCCGCCGGGGGAGUGGCCGGCGCAGCACGGGUCUACCUAACUUCCACGCAUGGCCUUGA